Messenger RNA from Salarias fasciatus (jewelled blenny), 1785 nucleotides. RefSeq lists its product as uncharacterized. Lineage: Eukaryota; Metazoa; Chordata; Actinopteri; Blenniiformes; Blenniidae. Gene Ontology annotation, biological process: signal transduction; regulation of apoptotic process. Gene Ontology annotation, molecular function: protein binding. The record is from RefSeq and is a predicted model, not a curated record. The coding region runs from base 106 to 813 and encodes 235 amino acids. The transcript is spliced from 4 exons.
AGUCUGUCGGCAGAUACACAAAGAAGAAACAAGCCGCGGAAGAGAAAGGAGGAGGAAAAGUCUUUUUGAAACACGGAUAAAGUGUAUCCGUGUGUUUACUGCUGUAUGCCGUCGCCACGUCAGGACAUUUCCGUGAUGACAGAGGAACCUGCAGCAGAAAUCCAGCUGCUCAGACAACAGAAGGCAAAGCUCAUUGAAAUCCUGCGUGCGGAUGCUGACUUUGUAUUGCAGCAUGCAGACGCUCGCUGUCUGCUGUCUCCUCAGGGCUACCAGCAGGUGAAAUCCUGCCGCAUUCCCUCUGAGAAGGUGACAGAUCUUUUGGAUCAUGUCCUCCAGAGAGGUCCUGAAGCAGCACAGGGUUUUUUGGAGCUGUUGAAGGAGCAGCCAAUGCAGGAAACCUUCCCACUGCUUUCUUUUGUGAAGGAUCUGCAAAUCACCACACUGUCCACAGGGAAUAAAGAAGCAUUAACAAAGAGAAAAAGAACACCUGAAACACAAGACUCAAUUCCAGCUAAGAACAAGCGCAGUAAUGGUCCCGGCUUAGUGAAGGAGAAGCAGCUGAUGACCGUGGCUCGUGCAGUCGGCAGAUCCUGGAGAGAAAUCGGCAGAAUGGGUCUGGACAUCCCAUCGGUGAAGCUGGAGCAGAUUGAAGAAGACCACUCAACCCACACGGAGCGAGUGUUCGCCAUGCUGCGGUACUGGUGUACCUGUCAGAGGGACAAGGCCACCGCAGCGCACCUGCACUCCCUCCUCAGUCGGGAAGACUGGGCACUUCCUCCCGACAGCAUUGACUUCCUCUUGGAGUCUGACUGAGGCCUUCCUAUCCGUACGGUGUGAGGAGAGAAGCGGAACACUUAAGUUACAACUUGAUGUUGUGCUAAUUAGCACUUAACCAGAGACAUUUUAUACAACUGAAAGAACGGUCUAAAAUUCAUCCUGAUUUUUGUUUUUUGUUAAAUUUCUUUUACUCUCUGCUGUUAGUAUCCAUUGUAAAAGUUUUAUCCUCCUUUGAGUUUAGAAAAACCAAAUUACACUUGAAAAAACUUUUGAUUUUACUGUAAAUAUAUGAAGAUGUUUAAAAAGGUGUAAAAGAUGUGUUUCUUUUUAAUUAUGUCUUUGUUGUUGUUGUCAACAUAGUACCGCAUUAAUCACAACUGUAUCUGAUCCUUUACACUGAAAACUACCGAUCUUUCAAUUAGAUUCAAAGUUCAGUAUCAUUUUACUCAAAAAGAAUCACACACGAUCAGAUUGUUUUAUUUUGGAGUGAAAGAAUGUUUAAUUUCUGGCCUUGAUUCAACACAUAGGAAAUAUAAAAACAACAAAUACUGUUCACUUUAAGUGACUGAAAAAUAGGAAUAGAGAAGCCAGUGGUGUAUUUAUGCCUCUCCUAUAAAUAACCAAGAAUAUGUAGCACUAACAAUUGAAAAACCCAAGAGCAAAACAAGACCUAAAGAAUGUAACAUAACAAUAGCAGUUAAUGAUAUUCCCUUUCUCUCACCAGUCUGAGCUCUAACCAUUAAUUAUUCUGUAUUUUGCAGCUUUUUUGAAAGUUAACCUUGAGACGCAACAUAUUACUUAAUCACUGGGCGUUUAACUUCAUGAACAAAAACACAUCUUAAAAUGUAUAUUAUUUCUCCGUUUGCAUAACUCAAAAAUAAAAUCACUCAAAUAUUAUUGUACAAUUUUGAACCUCAUAUUUGCGGAAUUCUUCAAAAUAAAGUUUUCAACAUUGACCAGUGACAAACUGAAGCAGUAGUGGAAUGGCUGGAGUUGAAAUAUACAGGA